GGCUUCCAGUCCUCCACUCCCCAACCCAUCCGAAACCAUGACUCCCCCCCUAAUCCACCUCAUCCGCCACGGCGAAAGCCUCCACAACAUCCACCCAAACCACCCGCACCCCGACCCCCCCCUAACAAAGCGCGGUCACCACACAACAAAGCACACCACCCUCCCCACGCCCCCCGACCUAAUCCUCAUCUCGCCCUUAACCCGCACCCUCCAAACCGCCGUCAACAUGUUCCCCUCCCUCCUCACCACCCCACCCCAAAUCCCCGUCCAAAUAUGGCCCUCCCUCUGCGAAACACACAACACCAGCCCCUGCAACACGGGCUCCCCGCGCGCCGCCCUCCAAACCGCAUUCCCCUCCCUCGACUUCUCCACAUGCCCGGAAACAUGGGACUUCCCGCCACACACGCACGCCGAUGCUACGGCGCGCGCGGAGAGAGUGCGCGCGGAGUUGCUAAGGCUUUCGCAGACUUAUCAUAGUAUUGCGGUUGUUACGCAUAGGGGGUUUAAGGAGUAUUUGGUUAAGGGGAGGAGGUUUGGGUUGGGGGAGGUGAGGUCGUAUCGGUUUGCGACGCUGGAGGAGGGGCGGGAGGAGGGGGUUAGGUGGGGGGUGGAUGGGGAGACGGGGGCGGUGAGGGAUUUUGGGCCGACGGUUUUGGUGUUGUGGGGGUAG
Molecule: messenger RNA, 670 nt
Organism: Dothidotthia symphoricarpi CBS 119687
Lineage: Eukaryota; Fungi; Ascomycota; Dothideomycetes; Pleosporales; Dothidotthiaceae
Product: phosphoglycerate mutase-like protein
Exons: 1
Coding region: 38-670 (210 amino acids)
Cellular component (GO): cytoplasm
Molecular function (GO): phosphatase activity
Source: RefSeq, a predicted model, not a curated record